Molecule: messenger RNA, 2424 nt
Organism: Nicotiana attenuata
Lineage: Eukaryota; Viridiplantae; Streptophyta; Magnoliopsida; Solanales; Solanaceae
Exons: 8
Coding region: 559-2202 (547 amino acids)
Source: RefSeq, a predicted model, not a curated record
GCACCAAAAGUCCAAAACCCCCCAAAACAUAUCUUACCACUGGCCACGGCCUUUUAAAUUUUACUCUCUUCAAAGCUCAAAGAAUAUCAGCUUUCAGUUUUCACACGUCUUUGAUGAGCUCAUACUUCUCAUCUUUACGUUUUUCAACUGUUUCCUACAAACCCUAACAACUUCUAUCCUGUACCCUUAUCUUCAAUCUCAAAAUUACGAAUCCCUAAUUUGCAAAUUUCACUAUUUGGGAGCAUCUCGAGGUUGGAAACGGUUCAAUUUGAGCUCAUGAGCUAAAGCUGAGUUCUAGAAGCGUCGUUGUUCCUGGUAACUUUCUUUCAAUCUUCUAUUGAUAGUUGGUAAAACCUGAGAUUUACUGUCACUUAUGGAAUCUAUGUUACUACUUAUGAAUUUGACGAGUAAGCUGGGUCAGGCGAACAACGUGAUUGUUUAAGUUGUACUUGAUGCUUGUUACUGUAGUACUACCGUUUGAUUUACUGAUUUCCUAUAGAGUGAAGUUUUAAGGGCUAAUUUGAAUUUUCAGAAGAAAUUUAAGGUUUAUUUUGGGAAAUGAUGUCUGUGGAGAGAUCAUUUGAAGCAUGGGAAGAGGUGCAAAGACAUGGGCAAGACUUAGCUGAUAAGCUUGCUCAAGGAGUCACUGGUUUGAUUCAGUCGCAUAUUAGUCCUCCAUCGUUUUCGUGGCCUGAUCCACAAAGUUCCAAGCUUUUUGAUGUAGAGUUGAUUAGUCAAAGCUUCAUUCCGAGGGAUUUUGGGAUAGCUGUGGAUAACACUGCAAUUUCAGGGGUUUCCGCCAUUUUUGAUAUUGGGAACAGAUUAGGGCAGGCUACCAAGCUUUUUGAUGUCGAGUUGCCAAGUCAGAAUUUCAUUCCAAGGGAUUUUGGGAUCAGUGUUGACAACUCUACUAUUACAGGGGUUUCAUCAAUUUUUGAUAUUGGGAACAGAAUAGGACAGGCUGGAGCAGACUUCGGGGCUUGCUUAAAUGGAAUGGUUCAGCAGUUUGUCAGGAAGUUGCCAUGGCCUUUUCGGCAAGACGAGAAGUUAGGGGUAUCUAUGAUGGCGGGGACGGAUAGCCAUAGAGCUGAUCUGGGUAUUACAUUGCAGGAGGAUUUGGGUUCGUUGGCUGAAAGAUUUAGGGGAUAUGGGAACGCUGAAAAGGAUUCAGCUGAUGAUAGGCCGGGCGAAGAAGAGUUUUUUGGUGUUAAUUUGAAGGCAUUCAAAAAUUUUGGCAGAUCACAGGGUACGAUCAAUGUUUCAUCAACAUAUGAAAGUAGGACCAGAAAUGUAGAAAGUUCUGUGGUUGCCAGAGGAGAUUUAUGGAGAGUUGAGGCAUCACAGGGCAGUUCCACAUCAGGAAAUGAAAAUUCUUCCCUGUUCCUUGUCCAGCUUGGACCAGUGCUUUUUGUCCGUGAUUCAACAUUACUUCUGCCAGUUCACUUGUCUAAGCAACACCUUCUUUGGUAUGGCUAUGAUAGGAAGCGUGAAAAUGAAGGCGCAUUUGGAGUUGGGAUGGGUAAUGUCUUCAUAGUCUAUUCCACUUGGAAAUUUCUCAUACUGGUGAUGCAGACAUUAUCACGUGGGAUGCAUUCUCUUUGUCCAGCUGUGUGGUCAAAGCAUCGAAGGUGGCUGCUUAUGUCAAUGAUCUGCCUUAAACCUUUGGCCUGUUCGUUUAUGGACUUGCAAUUUCCAAAUGGUCAAAUAAAUUAUGUGGCUGGGGAGGGCGUUUCCACCAGUGCCUUUUUACCUCUAUGUGGAGGUCUGCUCCAAGCCCAGGGUCAAUACCCAGGGGAGCUCAAGUUCAGUUUCUCUUGCAAGAAUAAAUAUGGAACGUGCAUUGUGCCAAUGAUGCAUUUGCCUGACAAAUCAUUUAGCUUUGGGGUCACCCAGGCUUUAGCUUGGAAGAGAUCUGGUCUCAUGUAUAGGCCAACCGUUCAAUUAAGUGUAUGCCCGACAUUUGGUGGGAGCAGCCCUGGUUUGCAGGCAGAAAUCACACAUUCUCUAAAGGAGGUAUUAAGUGUCAUCUGUGGUUGCACAGUUGCAAGACAUUCUUCUGCCUAUGCGUCGUUAGCUCUUGGGCGAUCCAAGUGGAAUGGAAAUGUUGGGAGCUCAGGGUUGGUUUUCAAGGUUGAAACCCCUCUUGGCAACACUGUCCGGCCUUCCUUCUCUGUUCAGUUGAACAGUGGGAUCGAGUUCUAAUCCUUUCCAUGCACCAAUAGAUCCCCCCGCAAGCGAAAAAGUCACAUAAUACUGCAAUCAACUGUAAAUAGCUUAUACCCUUCAGUAUGGCAAUGAAGGACUGUUCUGUGUAUAGUUCCUUUAAAGCUUAUGUCUCUUUGGUGAUGUUAUUCUGCUUUAAUGGCCCAAAAGGGGAAUUUGAUCGUUAAUAACAUAGUAUUUCCGGUGCCUGCUUUUUAUUUC